Pocillopora verrucosa is the source of this 665-nucleotide messenger RNA. Its product is annotated as high mobility group protein B2. The record is from RefSeq and is a predicted model, not a curated record. Gene Ontology annotation, biological process: regulation of transcription by RNA polymerase II. NCBI's taxonomy places the organism in Eukaryota, Metazoa, Cnidaria, Anthozoa, Scleractinia, Pocilloporidae. Gene Ontology annotation, molecular function: DNA binding, bending.
AUGUCGACACGCAAAGACCCAAACAAGCCCCGAGGGAAAAUGAGUGCCUACAAUAUUUUUGUCAAGGAAGAAACCGAGGCGAUGAAGAAAUUACAAAGCGAAGCUACAGGCGACAGUUCUGAGACAAAAGAAGAUAAAGCAGUUCGGCAAGCGUUUAUACCGGCCUGUGCAGAAAAGUGGAAGAAGUUAACUGAGGAGGAGAAAAAACGUUUUGUGGAGGCCGCAGAGAAGGACAGGAUGAGGUAUAACAACGAAAUGGCUAAUUACACACCGCCGAGAUACGAAGGUGGUGAAAGGAAAACUCGAAAGCAGAAGAAGAUGAAGGAUCCAAAUCAACCCAAGAAGUGGAUGUCUUCCUUCAUGUUUUUCUGCCAAGACAAACGCGCUGCGAUGAGAGAAGAAAAUCCAGAAAUGAGAGUUAGAGCUAAAAUGCUCGGUGAAAUGUGGGCCAAGAUGGAAGAAAAAGAGAAGGAAAAGUUUGAACAAAUGGCAAAGGAAGAUAGAGAGAGAUACGAAGAGGAGAUGAAAGCUUUUAGAAGGGGAGACUAUGUAGUUCCUAGUACAAGUCAGAUAGCAGUGGAAGCCGAGGAAUAAUUUGAAAGCAGGAGAACUAUUCAAUGGCGGCCGACCUAUUUGUGUUACACCAGUUGUUUUGAUGAUACUUU